Messenger RNA from Rhopilema esculentum, 2363 nucleotides. The record is from RefSeq and is a predicted model, not a curated record. Lineage: Eukaryota; Metazoa; Cnidaria; Scyphozoa; Rhizostomeae; Rhizostomatidae.
UCUCAUGUUGAAGAAUCUUUUAAAAUUGCAAUCGAAACAGGUCGCUUUUUACCUGUUCUUAAAUUUUGUUUUCAAUCAUUAUGCUGAAAUUAGAAAUUUCGAACAUAAAUGUUUUUGUCUCGGUUGUCUCUGGUAUGGGUAUCAUUAUUGCCCUAAGGCGAUUCCUGCGCCGAAAGGUACCACCACUUUGUACCAAUGUAAACAGCCUUUACGGGAAGACUGUAAUAAUAACUGGUGCUAAUACUGGCAUUGGAAAAGAAGUAUCAAAAGAACUGGCAAAGAGAAAGGCAAGGGUGAUAUUAGCUUGUAGGGAUGUCGAGAAGGGUAGGAAGGCAGCCAGAGAAAUUUUUGAAGAAACAGGCACUUCUUGUGAUGUCGUUGUUAAGGAGCUUGAUUUAGCCUCAUUUAAGUCGAUACGAAAAUUUUGUCAGAAUAUUUAUGAUACGGAGCCACAAGUUAACAUUCUUAUCAAUAAUGCUGGUGUCUUCCAUCCACCAUAUUCUCUUACAGAAGAUGGGUAUGAAACAACAUUUGCUGUGAACUACCUAGGCCAUUUUCUGUUAACAAACCUACUUCUGAGCAAGUUGAAAGACUCAGCCAGGGUUAUUAUUGUAGCAUCAAAGCUUUAUGAAAAAGCGAAGAUAGACUUUGAGAAUUUGAAUGCAGAAAAAGGAUACAAAGGUUUUGAUGCAUACAAACAAAGCAAAUUAGCAAAUCUAUUGUUUGCCUAUGAGCUGUGCAAGAAGGUACCCAGAGGUGUAACAGUCAAUUCUCUUCAUCCUGGGUUUGUUGCAACUGAACUGCCAAGACACAAGCUAAAUAAUAAAAUAAAGAAGAUUCUCUAUCCAAUUUUUGCAUUCCUGUUUAUGCGCACCCCAGUAGAAGGAGCCCAGACUGUUGUUCAUCUUGCUACAUCAUCAGAACUUGACAGUGUCUCUGGAGGAUAUUUUGGAGAUUGUAAAGAGGAGAAACUUCAACCAAAAGCUUUGGAUGAUAAAGUUUCAGCAAAACUGUGGGAACUGAGCCUUGAGAUGUGUGAUUUAAACUAAUCAUGUGAUGUCUUUUCACCUUUUUAUGGUCAUGGGAAAAAGGGUGAGAAAAAACUAUGUGUCAACAGACAAAAGCACCCUUCUUCAGCAAGGUACCUGAAUAUUUUUAAUCCUGAGAACUUUCUGUUGUGUAUUAGUAUGGAGGGGUACAGUGCUAGGGGGUGGGGGCUCAGGUGGGCUGAUGCCAAAAAGUAGCCAAUUCCUACUUUUGCUAUUGUUUUUGCAAUAUUUUCGCAAUGCAGAGGCAGAUCCAGACUACAGCAACCUACGCAGAAGCAUAAGUCGAAUUUUUACAUCAACAAAGUAAAAUGGAAACUAUCAAAAUUUUUAAUCAAUAGUUUUUUGGCGAAUUCUUUAGCAACGUCCGUCCUAGAUAUGCCCCCGUUGAUACCAAUAACAUGCAGAAGACAGGGCAUUUAUUUUGCUGACCAUCUUUCAGCCUCUGCAGAGAACAGUUGAGUGGCAAUUCAAGGCAUUUAUCUGGUCCGUAUUUUCCCUAAGGUAUUUUCUGAAUUCAGAAGCUUGUUUGUCCUUCGAGAGCCAAUCACCACUUGUUAGACCUAUGCAGAGAUCUUGUAAGCCAAUCGGCGUGCAUUUCACCUCUGCAAUCUUUGGCGCGAACAUAGGUGAUAUUUGAUUUAGCCAUUAUUAAUAUAUUGCCUCUGCAGCGGUACAGCCAACCAAUAUGAAUCAGAGUUGACCUAUGCAAUCAUUUACAGUUGUCCUCUGCAAUUGUUUGUUUCAACCAAUGAAAUGGAAAUUAACAAUCACAUGAACUUCAAGCUAAGCGUGUCAAUUCUCCAGCGUUGCGCUCGGAUUGUGGGUGGCCCUAGUUCGAAUCCUGCCGAGGUCGAGCAACUCAGAGAAGGCUUUUUCCUUCGAGUUGCAGGUAAAUCGAGUCUUCUACCCUUUGAGAGUUGUUUCCCAAGAUUUCCUGUUUGGAACCCCCUUGUGAUACUGAUUUUAUUCAGAUAAAUAUGGGCGUUUCCAACACAAAAAGGCGCGGCUUCUCUUUCUGACGACCUUUGCAUAGGUCAGAAGUCAGGCUGGAUCCGCACCUGAACAGCCCCCCCCCCCCUCCCUCUUAUUUUCAUACUUCAUAGCACUACACUCCUCUGCAUCUGCAUGUUUAAUAGUGUUUGAUGUUACACAUGCAGAGCUGUAUGUACUUUGAUGUUACGAGCAUGAAAGUUUCAAGUUGCCACCUGUCAUAUGUAAUAAUUAACGAUAUUUCCUUUAUAUCUAGCGGAGCUUACUUCUACUCAAAUAAACCUGUGUAGGCCUGAUUAGUCGAAUGACUUUGUUUGUAUGCUA